AUGAGAAUACCUGAGUUGUCAUUACCUGUCAUCACCAGUUACUACCAGUCCUUACAGACAAACACCUGCAUCGGCUCCUAUUCCCUGACAUUCCUAAGUUUGUCACCCGAUAUACAUGUUUGGGGUAUAACUAGCGACCGGUUCCGCAUAUUCGCGAUCCCCGUCCAGUCCAAUACUGGCCGUACGGAACUCAGGAAAGUAGCAAACAAUACAAACUUUGUAGACACGGAUUUCAAUGUUCUUGAGUUUAGGACUCAAAGACAACAGAUCCGAGAAAUCAUUAUCUUUGAUAUCAAUGUCAUGUCGGCAUAUAAUCCUCAGAAACUGCAGCGCCGUGUUAAAUGUGUUAAUCGGUGGCAGAGUUUCAACGGUUCCAACAGAUCCUCAUCGAUGGUCCCGAAGAGUGUUAAACCCAAUCGCUUUAAUCUAUGAUAACAUCUCAACGCAAGCAAAGCGUUGCCAUCAAGUGGUGGGUUAUAUCCUCUCAAUUCAAGUCUUAAUCGUUUCAAUUGUUUGCAGUUUAAGCCAAUUGUACGCAAAGACUCAGACAAUAAAUUCUGUUGAAUUAGUGGUGAAAUGAGUUUCAAAUCCCGUAAUUGUGUUAAUCGUGACAAUUGUUUAGCCAUUUGGAGGAACGUCUCGGGAGUGAUAUUAUUCUUGUAAAACACGACAAGACUUUUGAGGGACUGAUUCUGUGCCACAAAUGCAGACAACAGUUGAUUAUCGUCUGAAUUAUAGCCAAACAAUAGUUUCGUUAAAUUUUUUGCCAAUAAUUGUUG
Molecule: messenger RNA, 779 nt
Organism: Medioppia subpectinata
Lineage: Eukaryota; Metazoa; Arthropoda; Arachnida; Sarcoptiformes; Oppiidae
Source: the annotation of a GenBank genome assembly